Rhizoctonia solani is the source of this 1137-nucleotide messenger RNA. RefSeq names its product Retrotransposon-derived protein PEG10. The transcript is spliced from 3 exons. Lineage: Eukaryota; Fungi; Basidiomycota; Agaricomycetes; Cantharellales; Ceratobasidiaceae. Bases 1 to 1137 code for a protein of 378 amino acids. Gene Ontology annotation, molecular function: zinc ion binding; nucleic acid binding. The record is from RefSeq and is a predicted model, not a curated record.
AUGAAAUGGCAACCUGUUCCUGGCUCUGCUUGUCCUGCGUCCCCUCUUGAUCAAGGAGAGUUGGGACCCACUCUUCCGGCAACUGCCGUUGAGUCAACAAGCCUUGAACCCAAGGGGUGGAGCCCCCCAUACACCAGAAGACCGGAAGCCCCCAGCAGUCAAGGCCACGCCCAGGCCCUACCCAAAACCAACCCUCUUCCAGCGCCUACCAACCCCCGUCCAGGUCCCCCCGCAGGCUAUACUCCCCCUCCACCUUUGCCUAUCAGACUCCGUUCCCCCCAAGUCCCUCAACCAAUGGCUCCUGUAGCCACAUAUCAAACCCCGGUCAAGGUGGAUCACCCUGAUGCCUAUACCAGGAAAAUAGGGAACAAAGCCCGCCAGUGGCUCACACAAAUGCUGGCAUGGGUACGCCUGAAUCAAUGGAUGUUCCCCACAGAUCAGGAGGUUCUGUUGCUCCUCCUGAUGAACAUGAAGGACAUAGCAGGGGCCUGGGCUCACCCCCACCUCAAUCAACUUGGGUCCCACAGGGCCCUAAUUCAAACAGUUGACAACUUCAGGGCAGAGUUUUUGGCUGCAUUUGGGAACCCAGAUGCUACGCAAGCCGCUGAGCAGCAAAUCUCACACCUCACUCAGACAGGCACCUGUGCUGAGUAUAUCACAAAGUUUAGGACCAUUGCUAUGGACCUAGACUGGAACAAUGCAGCCCUCCACAGGCAAUUUGCACAAGGCCUCCACUGGGAGGUCAGCCAACUCAUUGCUACCUGUGAGCAGCGCCCUACUACCCUCCUUGAGCUGCAGAAUGCAGCUCUGGUCAUCAAUAUUGCCCUCUGCAAAGAGUGUGCCAGCCACCUGCCAAAGGGUAAUAAGUCUGGAACCUCUAGCACCACCCCUAAUAGGGGGGCAAGUACUGGCCAACAGGUCACCAGACCAGGACACCUAUCCAGCAAUCCCAACUUUGUAACCAAGGAGGAGCGGAACCACCGCAGGGCUGAAGGCCUUUGCAUCAAAUGCAGAAAGACAGGCCACAAGUUUGCGGAAUGCCGCACCAGCUGGAAGGCCACGCCUAAAGAGGAAGGCAUCAAAAAGGAAACCGCCAAGAUUGGCAAAGAGUCUGGACCCAAAUUGGGAAAAGACUAA